CGCAAAUUAUAUUCAAAUUACCUGCAAAAGUGGAAACGUCAGGGAUAUUAUUGUCUCCAGUGACCGCGUGGGCGCUUAAUGUUGUCGUUGACCGCCUUGGACCCCUCCUGAAGUUGACUAGUCCGACUGUUCUGCUGUUUCCGUCCCCGUCUGGUCCUUGACCGUUGUUCUUCUCCCUCUUCGUUCUCGUUUUCCCUCUGCUCUGUCCUCCCAGUGUUUCUCUGACUUUCUGACCCAAUAUUUUGAGAGUCCAAGCACCCGGAUCUCCCCUUGUGCCUACUAUUCUAGACUUCAACCGUUGAACGAUCAUCUCCAUUUUAAUUGUCCCUCUCCACUCUCCCAAUCGAUCUUCCGACCACGGGGAACUACUAUCGGCUCCCACACUCCGUUCUUCCUCACUUCUCACCAACCACCACCGUCAGCUAUCACGAUGGCAACCACCGCUGACCAAAAGCCGGCCCCUGUGUCCAAGUACGACGACUAUGACUUCCCUACCACGGCCCCCGAGGCGCAGCCUGGCCACCCUGGCCAUACCACGCCGGAGCAAGAUGCCAAGGUAGAGCAGCUCCGCAGCGAACUCGAGAAGGAGGGCUACACGGAAAGGCUAGAUACCUUGACCCUGCUGCGCUUCUUGCGGGCUCGCAAGUUUGAUGUCGCCGCAUCCAAGGCCAUGUUCAUCGCAUCCGAGAAGUGGAGGAAGGAAUUCGGAACAGAUGAUCUUCCUCGCACCUUUGACUACGCUGAAAAGCCAGAGGUCUCCCAGUACUAUGUCCAGUUCUACCACAAGACGGACAACGAUGGACGACCUGUCUAUAUCGAGAAACUCGGCGGCAUUGAUCUAAAUGCUUUACAGAAGGUUACCACCGACGAGCGCAUGCUGAAAAACCUUGUGACUGAGUAUGAGAAACUUGCGGACCCCCGGUUGCCCGCUUGCUCGCGAAAGGCUGGAAAACUGCUGGAAACAUGCUGCAGUAUCAUGGAUUUGAAGGGUGCUAGUCUUUGGAGCGCUCAAUCUGUGUACAACUAUCUCAGCCGCGCAUCUGGUAUCUCUCAGAACUACUACCCCGAGCGACUGGGUAAGUUGUACCUGAUCAAUGCUCCAUGGGGUUUCAGCACUGUGUUCAGCGUCGUCAAGGGCUUCCUUGACCCUAUCACUGUUAAGAAGAUCCAUGUUCUCGGCUCCGGUUACCAAGCCGAGUUGUUGAAGCAGGUUCCCAAGGAGAGCCUCCCCAAGGAAUAUGGUGGCACCUGUGAGUGCGAGGGAGGAUGCGAGAACAGCGACAUGGGCCCAUGGAGGGAGGCCGAAUGGGCCAAGGAGCCCAAGUGGGCUCUCCCCAAAACCGAAGAGGGCCAGAACGCUGGUGUCGAAAAGGAGGCCGAAGUGCCAGAGGCCGCCCCUCAACCUACUGCAUAGAGUCCAAAAGAACAAGAAUGUUGUCCCAUUUAUGCUUCUGGUCUUUCCUCCCUCCUACUAUCUAUUUCUUUUACUGUUCUCCCGGUAUCUUGGAUCAAUAUGGUAAAAGCUCAGACUCUUUCCUCUCGAUUUCCCUCCCAUCUCCUCUACCCUCUCUUCUCUUGAUAUAGAUUUACAGAACUGCCUUGAAAAGACUGCUCCUUCCCUGUCAUACUACUACCUACUAUUGCCGAACUCAGUCCACAUAUAUAUAUCUGAGUUCUGGGCGCAAUUUCUCUUCUGACAUUGUCGUUCACCGACUUACGUUGACUUGUUUUUUUCUUCUCUUUCGUUCGUUCCAGCUGUUUAGUUUAAAAUAGAUAUUGAAUGCGGUGACUAGCGGUGAGACUUAUAGAUUGGAGCUGAAGGUGUUGAGGGGUUGUUGAACUAACUUGAAUCUUAAACAAUUGAAAGUCAA
This is a messenger RNA of Aspergillus versicolor CBS 583.65, 1871 nucleotides long. Its product is annotated as SEC14 family lipid-binding protein. The transcript has 3 exons. The record is from RefSeq and is a predicted model, not a curated record. Bases 431 to 1414 code for a protein of 327 amino acids. Lineage: Eukaryota; Fungi; Ascomycota; Eurotiomycetes; Eurotiales; Aspergillaceae.